Molecule: messenger RNA, 2104 nt
Organism: Daldinia caldariorum
Lineage: Eukaryota; Fungi; Ascomycota; Sordariomycetes; Xylariales; Hypoxylaceae
Product: MFS general substrate transporter
Exons: 8
Coding region: 348-1961 (537 amino acids)
Biological process (GO): transmembrane transport
Cellular component (GO): membrane
Molecular function (GO): transmembrane transporter activity
Source: RefSeq, a predicted model, not a curated record
GGUAGAGGAGGGAAAUGCUACUUAUUGACUUGGUUAAUUGGGUGCCACGCUAGCCUCCAGGAGGUAAGGCGGUUACCUAACUGCACCAACCAUUAUGCACACUCUGUGAAACAACGCCGCAACAAUCGCGUAAUUCCAGCGUCGGACAAGUGUCGGUUGUCUGCGCCUUAUCAGUCAGACCGCCACAAAGACAGCGGGACCGGACGCAUUCCCCAUUGGAUCGUCAGACCUCUCUAUAGGUAAACUUUUCGGGCAUUGGGCUCGCUUCCUCUUUGUUCCCGAGACAUCUUAACACAGUAGAAUAAUUCUUUGGAUCCGUGUCACUAACACGGAGGAAUAACAAACUCAUGGCAGCAGAUGAGACAUCGCCGCUACUCGAAAAUGCGACCCCUCCGAGGCCGAGGUCAAACAAGGCCGUUAAAGCCGGUGGUACCCUUUUCGGUCCCGCAAACCGCAUCCUCCUUGCCGGCUUCAUGAUGGCCUUCACCCUUGGCAUCACACAAGUUCCAAUCAAUUAUGUGUUUCGUCUUAUGGAAUGCGAUGUCUUCUAUAGUCAUAAUCCCCCAUUCGACGGUCCGGGCGACCGAUGUCAUCGUCGAGAGAUAAGCGCUGGCACUGCGACCCAGGUCUCCAUUCUAGGCAUGUCAACGUCCUUUAGCGGCGUCUUCAAUUUAUUCAUCUGUGGCUACUUUAUCAAACUUUGGGGUCCCCGAUGGGCUUUCGUCUCCCAGACCGUACUUUUAGGCUUGAGGGUAUCUACGCAGAUCGUCGCGGUGACGCUCGGCGGCAGGACCGGUAUAAUCGUUUUCCAAGCAUGCCAAGCCAUAGGCAUCAUCGGAGGACCUCGUGGCUUCCAACUUGUUCUCAAUACUGCAGUGGGUGAGUUAGUCGCGCCGAAAGAUCGCACGGCUGUUUUUGGUCGACUACAGGGGUCAAUCAUGUUAGGGACUGCGUUUGGUUUCUUGCUGGGAGGUGUUCUCGGCGACAUCUACAACAUCAGGCGUCCCUUCGAGACUGCCUUUUUCCUCUAUAUCAUUUCCUCGCUAUAUGGAGCACUUUUCUUACCAACAGGUACAAGCGAUGAGUCUGCUGGCAAAAAGCAGGCCGGACGGGGUAUCAGUGCUUUCUUCGCACCUAUCAAGAUGAUUGCACCUCAUUCCUACCGUUUGGAGUCGGGCAAAGUCAUCAAGAACUACAGCUUAAUCUUCCUCGCCCUGGGUAUCUUUCUUGGCGUCUUCUCUUCUGGAUAUGUCCCGAUCCUGUUACAGAUGUAUGCAACUUCCGAAUUCAACUUCGGCACUAGCGAGAAUGGAUAUCUGAUGUUCGGAAAUGCGGCUAUCCGCGGCAUAUUCUUAUUAUUUAUGUUUCCGAAACUUAUAUCUUCCGGACGAACUUGGUUCAAUGGAGAGCCAACGCCAGCGGAAAUUAGAGGACACACAUCAGAAACUCAUAUUCCUGUUAACCCGGAGGAUUUCGGAGCCGAUGAGGUUGGAGAAGUCCCCCAGGAACCAAUCCAGCCACCUGAGGACGAGGAAGAUUCCGGGACUGGGUUUGACCUCUUCUUUGUAAGAUGGAGUCUUGUUGUCGACUCCAUCGUGACAGUCAUUGCCGGUUUCUCCACCGAAGGGUGGCAGGUCUACCUUGCGGGUUUUCUUCUGCCGUUCGCUUCAGGGUCGGCACCGGCGGCCAAGGGAGUUAUGACUGAGCUAUGUCCCCCACAGCAACGACAAGAUGCCAUUAGCGCCAUUACCCUGGUGGAGAGUACUGCUACUCUGUUGACACAAGGGCUUUUUGGCCUUAUCCUAGCCAUUUUUUCAGAACUCGGCCAGCCGAGCUUGACAUUCUUUUGCAACGCCGGGUUCGCUAUACUCGGUUUCUCUGUUUUGUUUAUGGCACACUUACCACCACCUAACAGUAAGAGAAUUGAUGAUGAAGAUUCGGAAACCGAAACCGAUAACUAGAUCCAUUAGCCACAAUACACCUUGCUCUUUCAAAGACAUGGGCGAAGCAAAAAGCAUAUGAACAUAUUAGAUUGGAAGGUAUAUAUGCAUUAGUGUAGAAGGAAACAAGACUGGCACAUCCUUCGUGAAAGAUUUUAUUUACU